This is a messenger RNA of Diabrotica balteata, 1429 nucleotides long. The record is from the annotation of a GenBank genome assembly. Lineage: Eukaryota; Metazoa; Arthropoda; Insecta; Coleoptera; Chrysomelidae.
AUCGCUCUGGUUAAUGCAAAGUUAUUUUAAAAUAAAGUAUAUAAAACUUUAAAAUAACAUUUUUAAAGAUAAUAGCUUUAAAAUUCUAAAUUAGUUGUUUUGUAAAUAUUGCUUUUUAUUUAUGUGUUAUUUAAGAAUACAUUUUUAGUCUCUGUGAGAAUGUCUUCUUUAUUAUGUGUUAUUUUUUGUAUUGUCUUUUUGUUUAUUAAUAGUUGUGUAGGCAUAAGAGUGUGUCCAAAAUUUUCGGAUUACUAUAAAAGAUCUAGUUCCUGUUACAACAAUGAUAUUGAGAAUCUUAAUAUGACCGAGGUACUUCGACUUUGGGGUUGUACAGCAGAAGAGUAUUAUAUAGUUACCGAUGAUGGCUAUGAGCUACUUAUAGUACGAGCUUAUAAAAAAAUUACUCAUCCGACACCAAUAAUUUUAGCGCAUGGAAUACUCAUGAGCGGAUCAUCGUUUUUAUCAUUAGGAAAUCAAUCGUUAGCUUAUAAUAUUAUCAAAUCAGGAAGGCAGUUGUUUUUCCUCAACUUCAGAGGUACCCGCUAUAGCACGAGACAUACGCAAGGACUUAAGCAAGAUGAUUAUGCUUACUGGAACUUUAGCCUUGACGAGGAGAUUAUCUUUGAUGUUCCAAAAACCAUUGAUCUUGUAUAUAACAUAACAGGCCAAAAGGCCAUUUUUAUGGGUUUUUCUAUGGGAAGCACAGUAUCCAUAGCGUAUGCUACCUUGUAUCCAGAGGAAGCAUCUAAGAAACUAAGUGGUAUAAUAAGUUUAGCAACAGCUUGUUACUUUAGGAACAUUAUUUCAGUUGCAAGAUUUAUUUCACCCUUUUUUUCAUUAGCACAGCCUUUCCUUAGAUUGCUGUGGAACGGAAAAAUGUUCCCCCGUGAACAAGAGCCACUGGGGCUUUGUGCAAGCGGGCCAAUACAGUUCUUUAUAUGUUAUAAUCUUGCAGCUCCAUUCUUAGGAUACGAUUUUAAAGGCGUAUCUCCAGAACAUUUUCCAAUAGUUACUUACUUUUUUCCCGAUGCAGUAGGCGAAACUCUUAUAAAACAUUAUACUCAGUUGUGGGGAUCUGGAGAAUAUCGUAGAUUUGAUUAUGGCAGAGAAGGAAAUUUAAAAAAGUACGGAACUCCCAAACCUCCAUACUAUGAUUUAUCUAAAAUAAAUAUACCAGUUGCGCAGUUUUUGGGAGAAGGAGAUUUUAUAACAACAGUGGAAAAUGGCAAGCUAGUAGACAGUCUUUUAAAUCCAAAUGUAAGGUGUGGGAUAACGAUAAUGAAAUACAAACGGUGGACACACGAUGAUUUUAUUAAUCACCGAGACCAAAUGACAUAUCUAGUCCCUUCAGUUCUUCAAAAACUUGAUAAUAUGGAGAAUUCAAGAUGUUGAAAUAAUUAUUUUUUAAAAUUUGUAUGUAUGUAUGUAU